This is a messenger RNA of Brugia malayi, 2202 nucleotides long. RefSeq lists its product as uncharacterized. The transcript has 16 exons. Gene Ontology annotation, biological process: peptidyl-lysine hydroxylation. Gene Ontology annotation, molecular function: procollagen-lysine 5-dioxygenase activity; iron ion binding; L-ascorbic acid binding. The coding region runs from base 1 to 2202 and encodes 733 amino acids. The record is from RefSeq and is a predicted model, not a curated record. Gene Ontology annotation, cellular component: endoplasmic reticulum. Lineage: Eukaryota; Metazoa; Nematoda; Chromadorea; Rhabditida; Onchocercidae.
AUGACAGGGAUGACACUAUGGGUGUUAACGUUAAGCACUGUGUUGAUGUAUGGAACAGUAACGAUGGAAAAGAUAAGUGGUAUGCCAGAAUUACUUGUGGUGACAGUUGCAACGGAAGAGACAGAUGGCUUGAGACGACUGAAACGCACAGCUGACAUUAAUGACGUCGGACUAGAAGUAUUCGGUAUGGGUGAACAGUGGCGAGGAGGCGAUGUUCGCGUUGACAAGGGUGGAGGGCAGAAAAUACGCAUUUUACGGAAAUCAUUGGAGAAAUACAAAGACAGGAAUGAUUUAAUAAUACUAUUUGUUGAUGCCUAUGAUGUGAUACUUUUGGGCAAUGAAGAACAAAUUUUGCGGAAUUUCUUCACUUUCUUUGAUGGAUUUCGUCUCGUGUUUUCGUCGGAACCGUUUUGUUGGCCAAACAGAAGUUUAGCCCCGAAAUAUCCACUUGUUAAUUUUGGCUACAGGUAUUUAAAUUCUGGAGUUUUUAUGGGUUUUGCUCCUGAAAUUUGGAACUUAAUAAGCUACAAGGAUGUGGAAGAUAAUGAUGACGAUCAGUUAUAUUACACACGCCUCUACUUGGAUGAACAAAUAAGAAUGUCGCUGAAAAUGACUCUGGAUUCAAUGAGCAUUCUAUUUCAAAAUCUAAAUGGCGCGUCGAAUGAUGUAAAGUUAGAGAUGAGUGAUGAAAGAAGCGGGACGUAUUUUAUUUACAACUUUAUUUAUAACACAUAUCCUUUGGUUAUACAUGGUAAUGGUCCAAGCAAGCUCCAUUUAAAUUAUUUCGGUAACUACGUUGAUCCGCUUAGGAUAACCACUGCAAAAACUCAGCACACAACAAUGGAUCUUGAAAAGAUUGAAUUACCGAGGUUAUUUUUGUCGGUCAUUAUUUCCAAACCGAUACCAUUUAUUCGUGAGUUUUUCGAAAAUAUUAAGAGCUUGGUGUAUGCAGAUGAGAAAAUUGAUUUAUAUGUUUAUUGCAAUCAAAAUUUUUUGGAAAAAGAAACCAAUGGCUUUGUUGAAGAUGUUAAAGGGCGUUAUCGAUCACUACUGUAUGAUGGCAGCACAACAGAAUUGGGUGAGCGUGAAGCUCGUGCAUUUUCAUUAAAACAAAGCUUGGCACUGGGUGACGACUACCUAAUAAUGAUUGAUGGCGAUGUACAUUUAAAUAAUUCGGAAGCCUUGCUGCUUAUGAUUCACAGAGUGAAAGAAAAAGAUUCAGAGAUUCUUGCACCUUUAGUUGGGCAACCACAUAAGUUGUUCACUAAUUUCUGGGGCGCAAUCUCUAGUAAUGGAUAUUACGCUAGAUCCGAGAAUUAUCUGGAUAUCAUUGAUUAUAAAGAAGUGGGAAUUUGGAACGUACCCUUCAUUAGUUCGAUUUUAAUAAUUGCGAAGGAAAAACUGACAUCCUUAUCAAAUGCAUAUUAUUAUAACGAUAAACUAGAUCCCGACAUGAGCUUUUGCUCAUUUGCACGUGAUAAAGGUCAUUUUCUUUAUCUUGAUAACAGCCACUAUUACGGCUUCCUGGUAGUUAGCGAAGAUGUUGAAUCAUCCAAAGUUCAUCCGGAUAUGUAUGAGAUUUUCAAUAAUAAAGAGUUGUGGGAAAAGCGGUAUAUACACCCGAACUAUUUCGCUGCUCUUAAUGGUUCAAUACAAAUUCUGGAAAUAUGUCAGGAUGUAUAUGAUUUUCCACUUAUGUCCGAAAGAUUUUGUGCGGAGCUUAUUGAAGAAUGUGAAUAUUAUGGGAAGUGGUCAGAUGGUAAACACAAGGACGAAAGAUUAGUUGGUGGUUAUGAAAAUGUGCCUACUCGAGAUAUUCAUAUGAAUCAAAUUGGUUUCGAACGGCAUUGGCUAUAUAUGUUAGAUGAAUAUGUUCGUCCAAUACAGGAGAAACUGUUUAUUGGUUAUUACAAACAGCCAGUAGAGUCCGUAAUGAUGUUUGUCGUACGUUACAAGCCGGAGGAGCAAGCUUCAUUAAGACCUCAUCAUGACGCUUCAACCUAUAGUAUUGAUAUUGCACUGAAUAAACGAGGAGUGGAUUAUGAAGGAGGCGGUGUUCGUUUCUUACGAUAUAACUGCACUUUUGAUGCUGAUACUGUUGGUCAUUCGAUGAUAUUUCCGGGUCGUUUAACGCACCUGCAUGAAGGUUUGGAAACUACCCAAGGAACUCGUUAUAUUGCUGUUUCCUUUAUCAAUCCAUAA